CUUCACCUCAGCCUGACCUCUUGAAUCGGCGUAUUGUGGUAUUUGAACUCGAACCCCGCACUGAUCCACAAUGUCAACCUCCUUCCCCUCUCCAAGCUAUUCUUCCUCAAUUGGAACUUUCUUUGCCGCUUCCUACUCAUAACAAAGUCAAAAUGUCAUUGUUUCUCGAUAUCGCCACUGGAUUAAUCGCAGUCGGAAGUUUAUCGACUGCCGCAGCCUCAUGGUACAGUGCCUAUAUGCAAGCAAGCAAUGCUGGAAAUGUGGAAGAAGCAAAUUACUGUUAUGCGCAAUUAGGUCAAUGCUUAGCGGAGGAGGGCCAUCUCAACUAGACUUACAAAUGAGCAAGCUGUUACAAGCAGAUUUGUUUAGCUUGUUUGUUCAAGACUUGUAUUUCAUUCUCGUAGAAUGGAUGGCAUUUACAGAGAAUAAGAGUCAUUUCUGGUGACAGAAGACGGCCUGUAGGCCUAGAUAGUGCCCUGCGCGUCUGCAGAGCACAGCCAGUUUC
Aaosphaeria arxii CBS 175.79 is the source of this 505-nucleotide messenger RNA. RefSeq lists its product as uncharacterized. NCBI's taxonomy places the organism in Eukaryota, Fungi, Ascomycota, Dothideomycetes, Pleosporales. The record is from RefSeq and is a predicted model, not a curated record. The transcript has 2 exons. Bases 153 to 329 code for a protein of 58 amino acids.